AACAAAGAAAAGCCUUAAAAGAGUAAAAGACCGAGUGCUUUAGAAUCACUCCUCUCUCUCUCUCUCUCUCUCUCUCUCUCUCUCUCUUAUUUUUCUAAGACACAAAGAGCUGAACGAACAUCACUGAGAAAGGAUAGCAACGCUUCAUCAACCAAUAACCACCCCAGUUUUCUCACCAAAUCUAACUAAACUAACCUAAUACUACUCCUCCUUCUCCUCUCUCCUCCAUGUUCUUCUCCAUUACAUUUUCUUUUCUCUCUCUAUAUUUCCACCUCUCUCCUCUUUCUCGUUUCCCCACCACCCUCCCUCCUCCCCAUGCAGCCACCCCGCCGGAAAACGCCCCUGUUAUCCACCGUAACACUCACGAUGAAGCACUCCGGCGGCAGGAAAAAAAACAAUCUAUCUCUAUUCGUGGUAGUCUUCUCCAUUUUCCUCUUCGGAUGCUUCAUGUACAACGAGGACGUGAAAUCGAUCGCGGAAUUCCCGUUUUCAAGACCCAAAGCCGAUGAAAGCAGAGAAGAACAGAGCAACCAUGUUCAAGAAACGAUCAAGAACGACGCAACGGUGAAUUCGAGAACCGUGGUGGAAACCCAAGUGGAGAUUCAGCUACCGAUAGAGGAAGAUGACGAGGAGGAGGUGGAGUUGCCGCCGGAGGAGUGCGAUUUGUACACGGGGGAGUGGGUUUUCGAUAACUCCACCCACCCGAUUUACAGAGAAGAUGAAUGCGAGUUCUUGACUGCUCAGGUGACUUGUAUGAGGAAUGGAAGAAAGGAUUCACUCUAUCAGAAUUGGAAGUGGCAGCCCAGAGAUUGCUCUUUGCCCAAGUUCAAAGCAAGAUUGUUGCUUGAGAAACUGAGGGGAAAGAGGCUAAUGUUUGUUGGGGACUCAUUGAAUCGGAACCAAUGGGAGUCUAUGGUUUGUCUGGUGCAAUCAGCGGUUCCGAAGGGCAGAAAGAGCUUGAAGAAGACUGGUUCUCUAUCUGUUGUUAGACUUGAGGAUUAUAAUGCAACGGUUGAAUUUUAUUGGGCCCCAUUUUUGGUGGAGUCAAAUUCAGACGACCCUAACAUGCACAGCAUAUUGAAUAGAAUCAUAAUGCCUGAAUCGAUCAAAAAACAUGGGAAGAACUGGAAGGGUGUGGAUUACCUCAUCUUCAACACAUACAUAUGGUGGAUGAACACUUUUGAUAUGAAAGUUUUACGAGGAUCGUUCGACAAAGGGGCCACAGAGUACGAUGAGAUCGAUCGACCGGCCGCUUAUGCAAGAGUUUUGAAGACAUGGUCUAACUGGGUGGACAAAUAUGUGAAUCCCAACCAUACCACAGUCUUCUUCAUGAGCAUGUCUCCUCUUCAUAUCAAGAGCUUGGAUUGGGAAAAUCCAGAUGGGAUCAAAUGUGCUUUAGAGACCACACCAAUUCUAAACACGUCGAUGUACCUAGACGUGGGCACAGACCGUCGACUCUUUGUGAUAGCAGAUAACGUGACCCAGUCGAUGAAAGUUCCGGUGCAUUUUCUCAACGUAACCACUCUUUCUGAGUACAGGAAAGACGCACAUACUUCAGUCUAUACAAUUCGUCAAGGGAAAAUGCUAAACGAUGAGCAGAAGGCAGACCCUGCCACGUAUGCAGACUGUAUCCAUUGGUGUCUCCCAGGCUUACCCGACGUGUGGAACGAGUUCAUAUAUACCCGUAUCAUCUCUCGAUCUUGACACGUGGACCACCCAUCAUUUUUUGUGUUUUAUCCUGCAAAUCUCUCUCAUUUUGUGUUUUUGCUGUUCCCUUUUAACCUACUGUAACCCUUCUAUUUGCAAAUGUCCUAGUUUUUUCUUUUCUUUUAUUUUUUGAAGAUUCCAAUGUUGUAGUUUGGCUAGAAUGCUUGUAGGGCCGGCCCCAUUUUUUGUUCUCCUAAUGAGCCCAAUUGGCUGAGGUGGCAGUUGAGUAAAGGUGCUGUUAUCAGCCAAUUAGGGCUAACUUUGCACAUGGAUUAUUGGACACAUCCCAAAUGAAUUGUAUAAAUAAAGUGAAAACAUACAGAAUUGUAAGUAUUACCUAAA
Rhododendron vialii is the source of this 2049-nucleotide messenger RNA. RefSeq names its product xylan O-acetyltransferase 1. Lineage: Eukaryota; Viridiplantae; Streptophyta; Magnoliopsida; Ericales; Ericaceae. Gene Ontology annotation, molecular function: O-acetyltransferase activity. The record is from RefSeq and is a predicted model, not a curated record. The coding region runs from base 316 to 1704 and encodes 462 amino acids. The transcript has 6 exons. Gene Ontology annotation, cellular component: Golgi apparatus.